Molecule: messenger RNA, 555 nt
Organism: Fraxinus pennsylvanica
Lineage: Eukaryota; Viridiplantae; Streptophyta; Magnoliopsida; Lamiales; Oleaceae
Source: the annotation of a GenBank genome assembly
AUGGAGAAAAGCGAUGACUUCUUAGAGUCAACUCCGGCGACAGCGUUCCGGUUGAAAUGGGACGUGUUUUUGAGCUUCCGAGGAGAAGACACCAGAGAUGACUUCACCGAUCAUCUAUACAACGCCCUAUUCUCCAAUGAGAUCCGGGUCUUUCGAGACAACGAUGGAAUGGAUCGGGGCGAUGAGAUAGGACCGAGUUUGAUCGAAGCGAUCGAGGACUCGGCGGCGGCUGUUGCUGUUAUAUCGCCGAAUUAUGCAUCCUCAUGGUGGUGCCUGGAGGAGCUGGCCAGACUCUACGAGUCGGGGAAACUUGUGCUCCCCGUGUUCUUCGAUGUUGACCCGUCGGACGUGAGAAGACAGAGAGGGCCAUUUAAGGAAGGUAUUGACAGUUUGGAGGUAAAGUGUGGAGUGGAGAAAGUGAAGAGAUGGAGGAAUGCAAUGGCAAGAGUUGGAGGAAUUUCUGGUUGGGUUUACGAGAACAUCAGGUUAAUUUACUCGAUCUCCGUCUCUCUUUCUAACAUUUAUAUGAAAACCCUAAAUUAUCAUGAUUCUUGA